AACUCACAGAGCAGGAAUAUUUUAACAGUAAAAUACUGAAGUAUAAAGCAAAAGUUUGUGUUGCUGCGUUAUGUUGCGUUGUUGUGUUAUUAUGUUGUUUGUGUUGUGUUAUUAUGUUGUGUGUUUGUGUUACUGUGUGUGUUUGUGUUAUUAUGUUGUGUUGUUUUGACAUUAUGUUGUGUGUUUGUGUCGUUCUGUGUUUGUUUCUGUGUGCAUUUGUGUUAUUGUGUUAUGUUGUUGUGUUACUGUGUGUUUGUGUUAUGUUGUGUGUUGUUAUUAUGUUGUGUUUGUGUUAUUGUGUGUUUGUGUUAUGUUGUGUGCUUGUGUUACUGUGUGUUUGUGUUAUUGUUGUGUUAUUAUGUUGUGUUACUGUGUGUUUGUGUUAUAUUGUUACUGUGUGUUUAUGUUAUCAUGUUGUGUUUGUGUUAUUGUGUUAUUAUGUUGUGUUACUGUGUGUUUGUAUUAUGUUGUUACUGUGUGUGUUUGUGUUAUUAUGUUGUGUGUUUGUGUUGUUUUGUUAUGUUGUGUGAUUGUGUUGUGUGUUUGGGGUUUUGUGUUUUUGCUAUGUGUUUGUGUUACUUUGUGUGUUUGUGUUAUUGUUGUUAUUAUGUUGUGUUACUGUGUGUGUUUGUGUUGUUGUGUUAUUAUGUUGUGUGUUUGUGUUACUGAGUGUGUUUGUAUUGUUGUUGUGUUAUUAUGUUGUGUUACUGUGUGUGUUUGUGUUACUAUGUUGUGUUACUGUGUGUUUGUGUUAUUAUGUUGUGUUAGUGUUACUGUGUGUGUUUGUGGGUCCGUCUCGCGGCCAAGAGGCCCCUGCUGUCCCCGGACCGCUCUCUGCGCAUGCUCCAUGCGGCGGCUCUCAGCACAUUGAAGUGUCGGAAGUUUAGCGGAGUUUUAGCCGACUAGCAGCAGAACGACGCUCCGAGCGAACAAACUCGUUUUUUUUAGCCGCAAAAAGUGCGUUUGGACGGAACUUCGCAGCCCGCAUUGAAGCCCGGAGGCCCGUCGAUGGAUUUAGGCCGUUUCCCGCUGUUGAAUCUGCACAAACGGGAGCGUUAGCGGCGUUUGAAAGAAGUUGUGAUUGUUUUUUUGGCGCUCUGGCGGCGCAGAGGAAAGAUGGAGGAUCUGCGGCUGUAGCAGCGGCUAACGCUAGCUGGACCGCCGCUCCACUGGCACCACCGUCCGUGGAGGAAUCCCAGCCGCUCCGCCGCUCUGAGGACGUCCCGAAACUUUGGAUGGUUUGAUCGAACGCGCUAUCGGAGCCCGAUCUGCUGUUUAUGUCCAGGACCUCUAAAUAAUGAGAGUCCUUCAGGCUCUGAGGAUGGAAGCAACACUACUGGAGGAAGGAUCUAGACAUCGGAUGGUGCUCUGAAGAAGCCAUGGGUAGCUGCUUAAGCUGUCCAGAGAAAGAGUCAAUUCCAGAUAAUCAUCAGAGUAAAUUCAAGGUGAUCAAUGUGGACGACGAUGGGAAUGAGCUGGGUUCAGGUGUGAUGGAGCUGACCGACGCCGAGCUCGUCCUCCACACCCAUCGCCGUGACGACGUCAGGUGGCCUUACCUGUGCCUGCGGCGCUAUGGCUAUGACUCCAACCUGUUCUCCUUCGAGAGCGGCCGCCGCUGCCAGACGGGACAAGGUAUUUUUGCCUUUAAAUGUUCCCGAGCUGAGGAGAUCUUCAACAUGCUGCAGGAGGUGAUGCACAGCCACAGCAUCAGCGUGGUGGAGGAGGCAGUGCUGGAGCCCAACCACCAGGGGGCGCUCACUCCUGCAGCUCUCGGGUACUCGGUGCCCACGGUGCCAAACGGGGUGAGCAGGAUUCCCUCUGUGGGGGAGGCUCCGUCUCACCCGUCCACCCGUCACCCGUCAGUAGCCAGCACCAGGCUGCCAUCUGUGGGUGAGGACUCUACUCACCCCCUGCUGGUGGCCGACGAAGCGGUCCAUACCUAUGUGAACACCACGGGGCUCCUGGAGGAGCCCAGUCCUCUGGCGGCUCCGACCCCCCUGGAGAGCCCCUCCUCCCCCCAGCCUCAGUGCCCCCCGACCCCCCCUCCUCCCCCGAGGACCCGGGCGGAGCCUCAGGUGGCCCCGCCCCUUGCGGUGGAGCCUCAGGUGGUCCUGGAGCCGGUGGGCGUCCGCUUCGUUCUGGGUCCGACCCCGGUCCAGAGGCAGCUGAUGGAGAAGCGGCAGCAGGAGCAGCGGGAGGCCGAGGGGCCCCGAGAGACUAACGGACACGCCGAGCCGGGCCCCGCCCACUCUAACAGCUCCUCCCAUCCACCCAUGGCCCCCCGCCGCCACCGCCCGCCCCCCCUCACCCCCGACCUGCAGAAUGUCAACAACUCGGCCCAGCGGCGCACCGCCCUGCUGGACUACGAGAACCUGCCGGCGCUGCCCCCAGUGUGGGAGGCCCGGAAGGCGAGCAGCGAGGACGAGGACAACCCGAAGACGGCGUCCCUGAACGGCUACGGCCACCACGGCCCGCUACAGCACUCCUACUCCCACCCGCUGUCCGCCGCCCUGGAGCCCUUGCACAACUACGUGAACACGGAGAACGUGACGGCGCCGCUGAGCGCCCAGCGGCCCGACACGGCCCGGCGCCGCGCCGACGGACCCACCGUCUUCAACUUCGACUUUCGCCGGCCGCCGUUGCCGGGCCUCAACGAGCCACCCAAAACCCUCAACUACAUCGAGGUGGAGAUGGACGGCGGCGCCGGGACCAGGGGCGCCUCGGACGGCAGCAACCCCCACACGCCCCGCACCCCCACCUCUCCGCUGCCGCCUACCACGCCCACCCGCCGCACCGAACUCUAUGCCCUCAUCGACAUCGAGCGCACUGCCGCCAUGUCCAACCUGCAGAAGGCGCGGCCGCGGGACGACGGCACGUCACGCAAGACCCGACAUAACAGCACCGAGCUGCCCACCAAGAGCACCGUGUGACCCCGCACGGACCAAUGGGGCGGGACAAAGACUGGUGUGGCUCACCUGAGCAGGUGAGCUGCAGACGGACCUGGACUGUAUCAGGACGGACUGCUUUCUUAUAUGGUACAAAUCAGUAUUACUGAACAAAGCAUUCCAUUUAGCCUUUUAUAUGAGUCACUAUGUGCUGCUGUAACUCACCAUGUUCCAACAUGUACAGUAGAUCUGGCACAAUAAAUGUGUUUCUAUUUGUA
Molecule: messenger RNA, 3163 nt
Organism: Amphiprion ocellaris (clown anemonefish)
Lineage: Eukaryota; Metazoa; Chordata; Actinopteri; Pomacentridae
Product: fibroblast growth factor receptor substrate 2
Exons: 7
Coding region: 1380-2930 (516 amino acids)
Biological process (GO): cell surface receptor protein tyrosine kinase signaling pathway
Cellular component (GO): cell-cell junction; cytoplasm
Source: RefSeq, a predicted model, not a curated record